CCUCUUAGAACAUAAUGAAUUGAAUGAUGUUAAUAUAAGGAGACUAAGAACUCGAAACCAUGACAAGUCUUUUAUUCACUGGGAUAGUUCUUAUAAUGACGUCGACAGUGAAUUCCACAACAGAAGAAAUUUUUUUGUCUAGCCAGUCGUCUUACAACAAUUCGAAUUGUGUAUCUUGUGAUAAAACUCAUUCAACUUGGAGCGAUAAGAACAUAUUUGAAAUUGAAUCUGAUGAUGCAAGAACUAGGAAAAAACGAAACGCCACUCAAGUAGAAACCAACUUCAAAGAAUUGACAACUCACAAGAUUACAGAAAAAAUCUAUCAGUAUUCGACAUCACCUAGAAAGUCCAUCGAAUCAAAUAUCACUGUCUCAUCAGAAUUCAUCAAAAUCGAUCAAGAUAUGUUAUGGCCUGUCAAAAAAGAAGCGGUUGUCGAAGGUGAUUUUGUCAUAGGUGGACUUAUGAUGGUACAUGAGAGAGAAGAUACAAUAACUUGCGGUCCAAUAAUGCCUCAAGGUGGCAUUCAAGCUUUAGAAGCAAUGUUAUAUACUCUAGACCAGAUCAAUUCUGAGAAGAAUUCGCUUUUACCAAAUGUAACUCUUGGAGCACAUAUUUUGGAUGAUUGUGACAAGGAUACAUACGGUCUUGAGAUAGCGGUAGAUUUCAUAAAAGGAUCAAUAAGUAAUAUCGACGACAACGAAUAUCACUGCAAUAAGACACAAGUGAGAAAAGUAAUUUCUGGUGUUGUCGGAGCUGCUUCCAGUGUUACUUCUAUUCAAGUAGCGAACCUUCUUCGUCUGUUUAGAAUACCACAGGUGUCUUUUUUCUCAACAAGUCCAGAGUUAAGCAACAAACAGCGAUUUGAAUAUUUCACCAGGACAAUACCAUCCGACCAUUAUCAAGUCAAAGCAAUGGUUGAUAUCAUACGUCUUUUGAAAUGGAGUUAUGUUUCGAUUCUGUAUGAAGAAUCUAAUUAUGGAAUAAAGGCUUUCGAAGAACUAGAAGACCUUUUGGCAGAGUACAACAUUUGCAUUGCGAUCAAAGAGAAAUUGGUGAAGGAUUCUGGGGUUGCAGAUGAAUCAGCCUAUGAUUCUAUUGUCAGUAAAUUGCUGACAAAACCAAGAGCUAGAGGUUGCAUAAUUUUUGGAUCAGACCAAGAAGUGGCGGGGGUUAUGCGAGCUGUAAGACGGAGUAACGCAACAAAGAGCUUUUCAUGGAUAGGUUCAGACGGUUGGAGUGCCCGUUCUUUGGUAUCAGAUGGAAACGAAGAUGUUGUGGAAGGAACGCUUUCCGUGCAACCCCAAGCUAAUCCAGUGAAAGGAUUUGAAGAAUACUUUCUGUCAUUAAACGUAAAGAAUAACCAAAGAAAUCCUUGGUUUAUAGAAUUCUGGGAACAUCACUUUCAAUGCAGAUACCCUAAUGGUUCUAAAACACCAUACAACCAAAAAUAUACAAAACCUUGCACAGGAGAGGAGAAAUUAACUAAGCAAAACACCGUCUUCGAAGACCAGCUGCAAUUUGUUUCUGAUGCAGUAAUGGCUUUUGCAUACGCUAUAAGGGAUAUGCAUGCGGAGCUGUGUAACGGUAAACCAGGGCUUUGCGAUGCGAUGAAGCCUACUAAGGGCGCGGAACUACUCAAAUACUUGAGGAAAGUGGAAUUUGAAGGAUUAAGCGGAGACUUUUUUCAUUUUGAUAACAACGGUGAUGGACCGGCCAGAUAUAACAUAAUUCACUUCAAACAAGUAUCUCCUGGGAAAUUCACUUGGAUAAGAGUCGGUGAAUAUCUGGAAGGCGAACUUCAUCUGAAUAUGUCAGAAAUUCAGUUCAAGUUAGGUGAUCCUAAGCCGCCAGAAUCUGUAUGUAGUCUGCCAUGUAACUUGGGUCAAGCAAAGAAAUAUGUUGAGGGAGAAAGCUGUUGUUGGCACUGCUUCAACUGUUCACAGUACCAGAUAAGACACCCAACGGAUCCAACCCAGUGUCGCGUAUGUCCUCAAGGAACAGUUCCAGAUAUGAACCACAUAAGAUGCAUCGAUAUACCCGAAGAAUACUUAAGACAUGAUAGCGGUUGGGCAAUAGGAGCUAUGUCUUUUUCAUCCAUAGGAAUUCUAACAACUAUAUUCGUAUUAGGUGCUUUUAUCAAACAUAGUGAAACGCCAGUUGUGAGGGCAUCGGGAAGAGAACUCAGUUACGUGUUACUUGCUGGCAUACUUUUGUGUUAUGGUAUUACAUACGCUCUGGUCAUUAAACCUACAGACAUUAUAUGUGGUAUUCAAAGGUUUGGUGCUGGUUUCUGCUUCACCGUUGUUUAUGCAGCGCUCUUUACUAAAACCAAUAGAAUUUAUAGAAUCUUCAAUGCUGGUAAACGUUCGGCAAGAAGGCCAAGCUUCAUUUCUCCAAGAUCACAACUUCUGAUUUGCAGUGGACUCGUUUCUAUACAAGUCUUCAUCAACGCUCUAUGGAUGCUCAUUUCGCCUGCUAGAGCCAUUUAUCAUUAUCCAACAAGGGAGGAUAAUCUAUUAGUAUGUUCUUCUGACAUAGACGCUUCGUAUAUGAUAGCAUUCGCCUAUCCAAUUUUUCUCAUUGUAAUAUGCACUGUGUAUGCUGUUCUGACAAGAAAAAUUCCAGAAGCUUUCAAUGAGUCGAAACAUAUCGGUUUCACCAUGUACACUACUUGCGUUAUUUGGUUAGCUUUUGUUCCACUAUAUUUUGGAACAGCUAAUCACGUCGCACUGAGAAUAACUAGUAUGUCUGUUACAAUCAGUCUAUCUGCAAGUGUCACUAUAGCAUGUUUGUUUACUCCGAAGCUUUACAUCAUACUUAUUAGGCCUGAAAGGAAUGUUAGACAAAGUAUGAUGCCUAUGAGGUACAGUGCUAUCACAAAGAGUACAGGAACAGGGUCACAUGGGGGUAGUAUAAUGGCCCAUUUAAUGGUUACUGCUGCUACUUGUGACUCGAAGCAGCAAGUCCAAAAAUGUAUGCAACGACCUAUUGAAUUAGAUGAAAGAGAUGAUAGUGGAACAGAUUAUUCCAAACCUAAACCGGAAUUGAAAAAUAAUUGGUGCCAAACUGACCCAUUGUCUGCAAUGAAAUUGUUGGAGAAGAUAGAACUCCACAACGUGAAAGUCAAUAACAAUUUCAGUGUAGAAAAUGGUUCCAUGGUAUACCCACCAGAAGGACAAAUUGAAGGAUUUCCUUUAUAGCAGGAACCUAUCACAAGAUCUCGAAGUUUAAAAUAGGGGGACAAUGACAGUUAAUUAUUUCUGCCAAGACACAGUACAGAACAUUGGGGUCCAAGAAUAUAUGUAGCAUCUGUUACAAUUGAUAGUAUAAGACUAAAUAUGAAUUAAACAUAUACAUACAUGAAUAUUGCAUUUGGGACGAAUAUGAUAACAUUUGUGUCAAAGAAUAACUUAGGUUUCAAAUAUAAUAAACCAUAUUCAUAUAAGCAGUAUUUAUUGAGAAAAAUAAAUUUAGUUGAAUAAUGAGUAAAUCAUCAGCUAUUCACAAGAGAUAACUUCAAUCGAUGAAGAGCCCAGUCGGAUGAAGUUGCCUCAGCGAAGUAUUUUGAGACCUGAAAAUGAAAAAUUUUACUGUAAUAAUUGUUUUUUUAUAUUUGAAAUGAGGUAAGUUGUAAUAUUCAAUUGGAAAUGCAAAUUUCACAUUUUAUGUUAAAGCCGUUUCAAGGGAAUUAAAAAAUGAUUAUGUAUUUUGGAAUUUAUAUCUCUGCAGUUCAUCUUCGAUUGUUUUCUUGAAGGGGCUUCAAUUUGUAAAAUUGGCAUUUUCAUUUAAAUAUUCCAACUUCUUUCAAUCAUACUUCCUUAGUCACUCAUUAUAACUUUUCUUCAAUGAAGAGAACAUUAAUUUCUAUAAACUGCUCAAUUAGCAUUAAAUGAAACUCUUGUGGAUAUUGAGAAAAUAUAUCCAACAUUUUCCUGAAAUUGUGUGUGCAUACUUAAUAUGUAUCUGUAUUAUAAUAUGUAUGUAUUACCAAAUUUAUUAGCUGUGUUGUCUAUUUAUGUGAUGGAAUGAAUUUAGAUUUUUUUAUUAUAUUUUUCAAGAUGUGAAAUAUCCAAUUAUUAUUAAUAUAGCACUCAUCAAUGACUGUAUAAAUAAAUUAUUGUUAUUGAAUA
Molecule: messenger RNA, 4130 nt
Organism: Harmonia axyridis
Lineage: Eukaryota; Metazoa; Arthropoda; Insecta; Coleoptera; Coccinellidae
Product: metabotropic glutamate receptor 2-like
Exons: 17
Coding region: 60-3200 (1046 amino acids)
Biological process (GO): G protein-coupled receptor signaling pathway
Cellular component (GO): membrane
Molecular function (GO): adenylate cyclase inhibiting G protein-coupled glutamate receptor activity
Source: RefSeq, a predicted model, not a curated record